UUUCUUACUUUUGUGUUUUUAUUCGAUCGAAUGCGAGUUUUCUUGCUUAAAACGGCAACAGUAGAACGGUUGGUGGGACCCACCGACCCCGACGAGAUCUUCUGUAGUAAGCAGAUUGUUGUUCUCUCCAUCAUGGAGUCCAGUAAAGCAGCCCAGCGUAAGCAGAGGCGGCGAGAGCUGGACGCCAGGAGGAGUAAAUAUCGUGUCAGGCUCGGAUCAUGGCCAGAGAGCUGGAGCACGCUCAAGGAACGGUUGGGUUUCUCUAACCACUCGGAGCUCGCAGAAUAUCUGCUGAACAGUUACUCCUCCAAGCUGUGCAGCCGGUGUUCAGGUAACAGGAAGGACUCGAUCACGGUGACUCUGACGUCCCUGCGUCAGCUGGUCAUGCUGGUACACGACCAUGCUCAGCAGUGUCCUCAGACCCCAAACCUACAGAUUGGCGCAGGUUGGCACCAGCUAACGGGGGGGCAGGAGGUGUCCGAAACGGAGGUGAAUCUAAAAAUCACCUGUGACGGAGGGGACACGUUCACGUGGUGUCCGAAACGCCCCGAUAACGAAGCCGGAGGUGAAGCGGAUCAAGUCGGGGGGGAAGAAUCCGGACCGAUAGAUCUGUCCGAACAGAAGGUCAGGAGAAAGGGGGUAAAAGGGGCAGGAGUGGGUACGACGGGGCAGAGGAGGCAAGACGAGGCUUCUGAUGACACCACACGACUCGAAAAGGAGGACGAGGCCGAGCAGAACCUCUCCGAAAAUAAUAAAGACGCAGAGCAGCCUGAACAGGAAACACAAUCACAGGAAGGAAGUGAUGCAGGGCGUGCAAUCCGGCCCCCAAAAAUCAGUUACAGGAGGGUUCCAGGAGAUAUUAGUGUAGUACCAAACUUAGCCAGGAGGAGGAGGAGAGCAGGUCAGCCUGAAGAACCUAAACCAGACAGCAUGGGUCAAGAUAGGAGAAUCAGUAAACCAAGUCUGAGGCUCAUUUUACCCUGUGAGUUUGACGGCUGCUGGAAGACGUUUUCCAGUCGUCGAUACCUCAACCAUCACAUGAAGUACCAACACUUCCAGCAGAGGAUGUUCGUCUGCACCCAUCAGUCAUGUGGGAAAUCCUUCAACUUCAAGAAGCACCUCAAAGAGCACGAGAAGCUGCACAGCGAUCAAAAGGACUACAUCUGUGAGUUCUGUGCUCGAGCCUUCCGGACCAGCAGCAACCUGAGAAUCCACCGCAGGAUCCACACUGGAGAGAAACCACUGCAGUGUGAGGUGUGUGGGUUCACCUGUCGUCAGAAAGCCUCUCUGAACUGGCACAUGCGUAAACACGAUGCUGAGCAGGGCUACCGGUUCCAGUGCGAUGUCUGCGGGCGCCGCUUCGAGAAGCGAGACAACGUCACGGCACACCGGAGCAAGAGCCACACCCAUCACAUGACCUCGGACCUCCCUGAAGAUCCCACCAUUGCUUAAUGAUCUCUCGCUUGUGUAGUUCCUUCCUGUGAGGGUCGCAGAGGUGCUGCCGUCAACCCAAAAACACUGGGUGCAGGGCAGAGAUACACAAUGAACAGGGCGUGUCCAGUCUACACUUAUGUUUAGGAGACUACAGUGGAAAACACUGGACGCAGGAUGGACACAGAAUAAAUCCUGGACAUACUGCCACUUUAUUGCAACACAAGGGACAAUUUAAAGCAGCCACUCCACCUUCUGCAUGUUUUUGGGAAGUGAAAUAAAUCCUAAUUUAGUAUAGGAGGUUAAUAUCAACCCUGGUCUUCACGACCCUGGACAUGCAUUGGCUAGCAUCACCCUUUUGGACACGAAAUUAUACCCAGUGACCGAAUUUACGUCCACCCUGUGCACGGUUCUGGAACAUAAUAGGAAACCGGAACACCCAGAGGAAAACCGCACAGGCACUUUAGAAUGCAACGUGUCUCACCGAUGGUGACCAGAGGCCCUGUGAUGGGUUGCCGUCCUGUCCGGGGUGUGCUACUGCACUGUACACAUUGCUUUCGGGCAAAUCUGAACCCACUGUGACCCUGACCAGUGGUAAAAAUGAAAUAAUGUGACAUUUUGAUUUUGCGUCCAGACCUUGGCAGCCGUCGGACGUCGGAAUGUUUAAAUACUAAUCACAUGUGAUGUUUUACUGGUACAGUGAUGGUUCUGGAUGGGAUUACUCCCAGCGUGCAUGUAAACAAAGAUUUUCAUCAGACUGUUGAGUAGAGUGAACAUAUAAACUGACUGCAUGUCUUUGGACUGUGGGAGGAAACCGGAGCACCCGGAAGAAACCCAGACGGACACUGGGAGAACAUGCAAACUCCACACAGAAAGGACCCUGACCGCCCCACUUGGGAAUCGAACCCACGACUUUCUAGACACAUUAAUGUUCGAAAAGGACGACUUGGAGCAGUCUGUGACUUCUGAUAAGAUAGACAGACAGAUAGAUAGAUAGAAAGACAGACAGACAGACAGAUACAUAGACAGACAGACAGACAGACAGGGUUGCAGUGGGUCUGAUUUACUGGCUGAAAGGUAGGAAAUACCCUGGACACGUCGCCAGUCCAUCACAUUCACACUUAGGGCAGUUGUUUGUAGUUCCAGUUGACCUGACUGCAUGUCUUUGGACUUGUUGGAGGAAACCCAAGCAGACACGAGGAGAACAUGCAAACUCCAUACCCUGAUAAACACACGGCAACCCUAAAUAAUCACAUAAUCACAAUCAAGGAAUUUGAUGACCACACCACAGAGGUCAAUUUACAACUCACUUAUUAUUAUUAUAUGGUCAUUAAUAAAAAAUGGUGCACAUUAUUAUUAUUUCUGGAGAUGUUGGUAUGAUUUAGAUCCUGAAAUAAACUUGUAAGUCAA
Molecule: messenger RNA, 2841 nt
Organism: Trichomycterus rosablanca
Lineage: Eukaryota; Metazoa; Chordata; Actinopteri; Siluriformes; Trichomycteridae
Gene: znf692
Product: zinc finger protein 692
Exons: 10
Coding region: 31-1452 (473 amino acids)
Biological process (GO): regulation of transcription by RNA polymerase II
Cellular component (GO): nucleus
Source: RefSeq, a predicted model, not a curated record